Messenger RNA from Petromyzon marinus (sea lamprey), 3537 nucleotides. RefSeq names its product neuropeptide Y receptor type 1. NCBI's taxonomy places the organism in Eukaryota, Metazoa, Chordata, Hyperoartia, Petromyzontiformes, Petromyzontidae. Gene Ontology annotation, biological process: G protein-coupled receptor signaling pathway. Gene Ontology annotation, molecular function: neuropeptide binding; neuropeptide Y receptor activity. Gene Ontology annotation, cellular component: plasma membrane; neuron projection. The record is from RefSeq and is a predicted model, not a curated record.
GGGGUUUUUUUUUAAGAAGUACGCGCGCCCCGGUGAGAGGAGGAGGAGGAGGUGCCGGGGGGGGGAUGUGGGGUCGGGCAGUGAGAGAGCCUUCGUCUGCACCUUCACAUCUCUCGGCCGUCCCUCCUGGCGAGCACGGAGUGAUUGUCGCAGAGCGGGGACACGCGCCCGGCAACCCCGUGGUGCAGGCUUCAAUACAGCGGAGAAGGGUGUUUUCUAAAGACGUGGAGUGUAAAUUAAGAACAUUAGAUUGAUGCCUCCCCUUAAAUCACAAGUGGCAAGCAUGUCACAUCGGAGGAGAAGGAGGCUUGAAGACACGCAAAAUCUGCUUGGCUCAGGUCCCAUAUCCUGGUGAAUAAAGUGGCGAGCCAGUUAAAGGAAGCAGCGUGGAAGCAGACACACCACGAUGGAUAUCAUCGAAUUUCUGAACGUGCGGAACAUGUCCAGGUUUUAUCAGUCUAACUGGAGUGAAAUGCCUCCGCUUGACCUGGACCAUUGCCAGACACCACAGGCAGUCAGAUCGUUCGUGAUUGCCACCUACUGUGUGCUCAUAGCCCUGGGGCUACUGGGAAACUCGUUGCUUGUGCUGGUCAUUCUGCGUCACAGCGAGCUUCACAAUGUGACAAACAUCCUCAUCGUCAACUUGGCGUUCUCUGACAUGCUGGUCGGCCUCGUGUGCCUGCCCCUCACCAUCGCCUACACACUCAUGGACCACUGGAUCUUUGGAGAGGCACUCUGCAAGGGCAGCCCCUUCCUGCAGUGCUCGGCCGUGAGCGUGUCUAUCUUCUCGCUGGUGCUCAUCGCCAUAGAGAGGCACCAGCUCAUCAUCAAUCCCACCGGCUGGAAGCCCAGCCUCAACCAUGCCUACGUAGCCAUUGGUGCCAUCUGGGUGACAGCUUUUGCAAUGUCCUCUCCAUUUCUUGCAUUCCAUGUGCUCACCGACGAGCCAUACCGCAACCUGUCACACUAUUUCCCAGAUUAUGGCGAGAAGGUGGCGUGCAUUGAGUUGUGGCCCUCGGACACCUCCAAGUUCGCAUUCACCACCAGCCUGCUGGUGUUUCAGUUCAGCUGCCCGCUGCUCUUCGUCUUCCUCUGCUACCUGAGGAUAUUCCUGAGACUGCGGCAGCGCAAGAAGAUGCUGCCGACAGGAAGGGAGGGCGGGGGCAACGGAGUGAGGGCCUCGCACAUGAAAAAGAUUAAUAUGAUGCUGGUGGCCAUAGUCGCAGGGUUUGCCAUCUGCUGGCUGCCACUCUAUGCCUUCAAUGCCGUUUCUGACUGGAACCCAACUUUACUACUUCACUGCCAGCAUGACCUCAUCUUCUCGCUGUGUCACCUGACAGCCAUGCUCUCCAUCUGUAUAAAUCCAAUAUUCUAUGGGUUUCUCAACAAUAACUUUCAGAAGGAGCUCAAGGCUACAAUACUGUGCUGCCAGUGCAACCCCGUGGAGGAGGACUUGGAGAACUUCCCCCUCUCCACAAUGAACACGGACAUUUCAAAGGGGUCCUUGCGUUUCAGCUGCAAAAACAGCUCUGCAUAAAAAAAAUAUAUAUAUGAGUAUCCCUCGAUUUCCGAAGGGGUGUGUUCUUCAAAAAAACACGUGUCAAACUAAAUUUCGUAAAUUCGAAUGGUUUUUCCCAUUAAUGAAAAAACUUAAAAUAAAGGAUGUGUUUCGGACAGUCGAUCCAACUCUACUCCUCACCGAAAUCGAUACACACAUCACUUAUCGCAAUACAAUGUUUGUUUUAUGAAGAACAUAACGAUUACAACGAUUGAAUAGCGAGUCUCAGAUAAAAAAAACAAUUUACCUUUUCAGGCAACUCGCAAAAAGAGCUGCAUUUUAGAAUGACUGUAAAGGUGAUGUGGAGGCGUUGAUGUUGCACUGAUACUGUGAUACUGUUGCAGAUGGUUGAGACAGCCUCCUGGGUGGCUCUUGUUUGAUUUCAUUGCAGGUGCCGUGUGAACUUGCGUGAACGCGGAAAUUGGAUUUCGUUGAUCGAAAAGUGAAAUGUUGUAAACCAAACGCGCGCAAAUCGAGGGAUACCUUUACAUAUGAACAUUGCAAUGCAAAACAGUGCUGCAUUUUGCAUAUUUUGAAGUUGCCUUGCAAGUCUAAUUGUGAGCUUCAUUGCUGCAUUCUUUUUGCACUAUGUAAUGUCACGUAAAAUCAUUGUAGAGAUAUGUGUAUCCAUAUAUCUAUAUGUGGUUUUUGUAACUUAUUUUGUCUAAAAAAAACGGAUUUUCUACAAUGGAAUGCUUUGGGAGAAGGGGCUAUCCUGCAUGUACAGUGUUGUUGCGCUGUAAUGUAAACAUUUACUAAUGUUUACUAUUGUGUAUGGUGUUAUUUUUCUGUAGUAGUCACGUAAUAUCACAUCUUUUAAAAUUAUGCAUUAACGUUAUUGCAUUAUGUUCACCCAUUCUGUGGUAUGUCAGGCACACAUUACUUAAAUCUGAAUCAUAAAAAAAAAUGUUAGCAUAUGCUGUGCUAUCAUUUUGUCAUUAAUAAACAUAGCACCUCCAUAUUCCAGAGGGUGUAUAACGUUCAACGUUUAAUUGGAAUUGAUAAACUACCCGAAUCUUUUAUUGCAUUUGUGUCUUUUGCAGUCAUGCAAUAUAUGCUGCUGUGUAGCAAUUACCACUUUCAGAAUAUUGAUUAAUAACCAGUUCACGUUGCAUAUAAGUAGAUGUGUUUAACUUGCCAAUAUAUGACGCACAUGCCAAUUUGAGUGGUUAUAGAGCAUUCAUGUUUGAUGUAAAUAUUGUAUUUGAGCACACAUUUGCUUCAGCCUUACAUGUAACAGCAUUUGCUUAAAUAUAUGACGGUAUAAAAACAACUUAAUCGCGUGUAAAUUUGAAGGGUUUUACGUUAACGUACUUUUAUUUCUUUAAAGAAACAGAUUAAAACAAUAUACCACGUGUGUUACACUAUGUAUCUAAUGAGAGUUUAUACUAAAAGCACUCAAAGCAGCAAAAUAAGUUUACCGCUUGCUUUGAAUAUUUUUACCCAUACUUUGGGUAAAUUGAAUGAUUUAUUAUCCCCAAGAAUUGUAUGGAUACUUUUUGGGUCAAGUGAUCUGUAAGGUGGUAAAUGUUGGGUAGUGUUUAUUUUAUUUUAUAUCACAUUUCUCGAAUCCAGCACUGAUUGAUGACACACCCAUGUACAGAAAUGUGUUUUAAUAAGUGUAUCGAUUGACAAGUUAAUUACAUGUUACAUAAUUGCAUAUGAAAUAUGUAAAAAAAAAGAAUACAGUAUAAGCUUUUAUUAACCUGUAACGGUAAAUUCCUGGUCCAUUUGAAUGAAGGUCUACUGUACAUUUUGAUAUUGAUUGUAGAUGUUACGUAUUACUCAGCUUCGGUGUGUGCUAGAUAAAUGUAAAUCUAGGUUUUGCAAUAGCUGUUUGGUCCGUCUGACUUUGCCUUACGAGCAUACGAUUGUUGUUGAGUUUUUUUGCUGUGACGAUCAUAAGUGACUGGAAUGGUUCAUAUGACGUGGUGUUGGUGUCUGUUACUAAGGAUUGGAAUAAAGUUACAACAGUGCUA